AAUUUUAGUACUUAACCUCACUUUGUCAAAACGUAAACAAACAAUUAAAAAGCCUUAAAACCGCUCAAAUUUUUCUCAAGAAUGCAAUUCUAAGAGUGCGGAAGCGUGAAAUAACCAUGACUCUCAAUUUGACCAAAGAAAAUCGCAUUUAUAAGAAACUUUUUACUCUGAAGCCAGCUCAAAGAGACGGCUUAAUUCUUAACGUGCAUCACACUGACAAAAACGCACAGAAGAUUCGCUUCAUAAACAGCUGUUUUGACAAAACUGGUCAAAUUCUGGCACUGGCCGAUAACGAGGGCAACAUUUUUGUGGUCGAUUUCACCAGUAGGAAAUUCUGGAACAUACCUAAAUUCACAACCAGUUGUGUGAUCGUGAAAUUUUCACGUUUCAAAGAAAGUGAGAUUCUCGUAGGGGCGCAUAGUGGGGCUGUUUACGUGGUUGAGACCCAAACAGGCUCCGUUUGUGGUCAACUGAGGGGUCACGAGUCUCCUGUUAAUUGCAUUUCGUACGGGGAUAACUUCCUGUGUCUCACGGGGUCCACAAGCGAGGCCAUUUUAUGGGACUUGAGGACCAACACCAAGUUGCAAGUGCUGAGUUUGCAACGCAAUUGCUCGCUGAAAUAUGUGUGUUUCAUUCCUGUUUCGUGCAAUAUUUUGACUUGUUUCAACGACGAUGUGAUCCAGAUCUGGCAAUUUGGCUCUUUUGAGAUGAAAACUGAAAUACCCCCAUUGGUGUGGUUCAACCACGAAGUGAAAAACGUCACUUUCACACAGGAUGGUAAAGUAAUGGUGAUUGGUUGUCGUUCACCCCACCUCGCCCUUUUCCUCCUGACUAACUUCAAAUUACUGAAAUUUAUUACCUUGCCCGAGCAUAUUCAGUCCCUGAAACACGUUGAUUUUAUCCCCCAACCCAACGAUGGGGGUGCAAAUAAAAUUCUAGCAGUUUUAUCAGGUCGUGGCACUGUUUUUUUCUACGACAGCGACCAGAAUAUUCUCAUAAGUGAAUUGGUGGCGAAUUAUGAGGUGUCAAAAUACGAUUUUGGUGGUAGUUACAUGUCGUGUGUUUUAUCCUCCGGUGACGUGAAUAUUUACGACGUGGUGCAAUAUGUCGUCGUACCAAUUAAACUGAAGGCUGUGAGGGCCCAAAGUGCGGGAAAAAGUGUCAAAUUGCGGCGAUGUUUGGAGAAAAUGGGUAUUGUUAAGGAGCAGAUUAGGGAAAUUCUCGAGUUGGAGAAACUGAGGAUGAUCCUGAAGGAAUGUGGCGAGUAUCCCGAUUCCCACCGAACGAAAAUCUGGGAACACCUAUUGGUGCUUCCCAACAACAGGGAUCUCUACAACGCCAUCAUCAACCACCGAAUGAUCAUCUCUUUUGAGGAUUUAUGCCGCAAAUACCCCCUUGAAAACAAGAGAAACCUCAAAAACCUCAAACAAUUGCUCGACAAUUUGGUCACGUGGUGUCCCUUCUUCCUCAAUGUCGAAUUUCUACCACUUUUCGUCUUCCCCUUUGUCAAGGUUUUUAUCAACACACCGUUGACAUGUUUCGAGGCCGUUUGCACGAUUAUUUUGAACUGGUGUCAAUUUUGGUUCGAGUACUUCCCCCUGCCUCCGGUCAACGUCCUCGCGAUGGUCGAAAACGUCCUAAUGGUACACGACCCCGAACUUUUGGACUUUUUCACUAAGAAAAAAGUCUCGUCUGAAUUGUACGCGUGGCCUAUUUUGCGAACUGCCUUUUCCGAGGUGUUAACAGCGCCAUCUUGGAAAAUCUUCUGGGACCAUAUUUUGACAAACGAGCCUUCGUUUCUCCUGUGUGGAGUUGUCGCUUAUAACAUUUUACAAAGAACUUCAAUUUUGAGUCUCCGAGAUGAUAAACACUUUAGAUGUUUCUACAAUACUCAUCAUCCGAUCGAUGUUAAGAAAUUACUGGCGAAAAGUUACCACAUUUUGGCCAACACGGGCGAAACCAUGCAUCCGCGCCAAUAUUUGAACAUGUUCAAGAAAAUCAAUUUGGGGGAAUACCCAAAUUUCUGCGAUUAUCCCAAGACCAUGAUCGAGAAGGCGGAGAAAGAGGGCGAGAUGAAGAGAGAGAUGGCGAGUUUGAAAACCGACGAACUUGAUUUGUUUCGUCGCCGAUUGGUCAGUUUGGAACGGUUGCAAAAUAUCGAAGUGGAGGAAGAGGAGAAUAAGCGAAUUUUGGAAAUGGAAAAUGCCAUUCGAAAACAACUGCUGGAGGAGCAGACCCGACUCCAGGAGUACUACGAAAGGGUGGCCAACCUGCGUGACAAAUUCCGCGAAGAAGACAAGGUUUUGGCCUCGUUGAGAACCAAAAUCGCCAAAGAGCAACAAUUAAAAAGCCGCCGGAAGUACUUAUCCUCGAUUAUGGACGAUGUCAGAUUCAGAAAAGGCGAGAAAGAUUACACAUUGACCAAAGUUGAGGAUGAACUCCUCGUCCAUUAUUCCGAAUUGUUGAAAAAUAAGUACAGAAUUGAGAAGUUGUUAAACUCGGAGGAAAUAGCAACAAGCACUAAAAUCCCAAUUGAUGAACAACAACAACAACUGUCGAGCGAAAUUGAUCGUGUCAGGAGGAGUGAAACGCCGCGAAAACAUCUGAAAAUGUUGAAUCUGGCAACAGGGCUUGAAGCCAUGGAUGCGUUAAUAGAAAAAGUUGAAAGUGAGUUGGAGAAACAAAAGAAUGGAAGUGGAAGUGACAGUGAUGCUGAUAGACGAAUUGUGGCGCUGCAAGCGGAGACUAGAGAGUUGGCCUCGAAAAUUAACAAUCUGAUUGAGUUGCUUGCGGGUAUGGAAGUGGGCGAAUAGGGGGUUACAAGUACAAAUUUAAUUUUUUAAGUUGUACCGUUUUUAUUUAUUUUUAUGUUUUAUUUCUGAUCUCGUAUGCACCUGUGAUAUGUCUUUGAACGGCAAUAGAUUUAUAAAAUAUU
Tribolium madens (black flour beetle) is the source of this 2935-nucleotide messenger RNA. RefSeq names its product TBC1 domain family member 31. NCBI's taxonomy places the organism in Eukaryota, Metazoa, Arthropoda, Insecta, Coleoptera, Tenebrionidae. The transcript is spliced from 7 exons. The record is from RefSeq and is a predicted model, not a curated record. Gene Ontology annotation, cellular component: centrosome. Bases 117 to 2813 code for a protein of 898 amino acids. Gene Ontology annotation, molecular function: protein binding.